Conger conger (European conger) is the source of this 5114-nucleotide messenger RNA. It is a transcript of the gene map3k12, whose product is annotated as mitogen-activated protein kinase kinase kinase 12. Gene Ontology annotation, molecular function: JUN kinase kinase kinase activity; ATP binding. Gene Ontology annotation, biological process: JNK cascade; protein autophosphorylation. The record is from RefSeq and is a predicted model, not a curated record. Lineage: Eukaryota; Metazoa; Chordata; Actinopteri; Anguilliformes; Congridae. Bases 395 to 3238 code for a protein of 947 amino acids. The transcript is spliced from 14 exons.
UGCAACGAUAUCUCCUCGCUGGAAAAGAAGAGCCCGCGCCGCGACAGUAUAUAGGCUACAGAAAGCAAACCCGGUGGGGGGCAACGGUAGUCAGGGGAAAUUGUGAAGGGAGGUUUUUUUAAGCAGCUCCGCGGCUGUGACGCCGCGACCAGUGGAUGCGGUGAGAUGAAGCGAGCGUUGACACUGAUUAUAUAAACAGAACAAGAAAGCUCAAUAAUUACCCUGGUUUUAGAAGAUUACAACUGGAUCAAAUUAAGAGGCAAAACAACUAAAACAAACAGGCAACCACAACAAUGGAUCAUCGCCUUUGAGUCUCUACAUCGAACCUGCUACAGGCUUGUGGCCCCUGCUCUUCCCCUCCUGUGCGGGGGGCCCUGAUGAUUGACAGCUGGUCAUGGCCUGUAUCCACGAGCCGCGGGCGCAGUCUCCCUCCCUGUCGGGCUUCAGCUCGCCCCUGUCCGACCCGCCGUUCCGCCGGCUGGACGGAGAGACGCCGGCCUGCACCCCGGAGAUGGACCUGACCCCCACGCAGUGCGUCCUGCGCAACGUGCUCUCCAUCGACACGGGCGGCGGCCGCCACAGCCCCACGCCCAGCGACGAGCCGCCCGAACACUUCGCCAACAGCGUGCUGAAGCUGCACGAGCAGGAGGGCGGGGCGGGCGCGGCCGAGGCGGGCCAGAGCGCCGAGGGGGGGGCGGGCCGGGCCCACGCCGAGGACAUCCGUCUGCAGUGCCAGUCCGGGGGCGGGGGCGGGUUUCUGGAGGGGCUCUUCGGCUGCCUGAAGCCCGUCUGGACCAUGAUCGGCAAGGCCUACUCCACCGAGCACAAGCACAAUCAUGAAGAGCUGUGGGAGGUGCCGUUUGAGGAGAUCUCGGACCUGCAGUGGGUGGGCAGCGGGGCGCAGGGUGCCGUCUUCCUGGGGAAGUUCCACGGGGAGGAGGUGGCCGUGAAGAAGGUGCGGGACAUCAAGGAGACGGACAUCAAGCACCUGCGCAAACUCAAGCACCCCAACAUCAUCACCUUCAAGGGUAUCUGCACGCAGGCUCCCUGUUACUGCAUCAUCAUGGAGUACUGUGCUCAGGGGCAGCUGUACGAGGUCCUGCGGGCGGGCCGUAAGAUCACCCCGUCCCUCCUGGUGGACUGGUCCAUGGGUAUCGCCGGGGGCAUGAACUACCUGCACCUGCACAAGAUCAUCCACCGUGACCUCAAGUCCCCCAACAUGUUGAUCACAUAUGAUGACCUGGUGAAGAUAUCUGACUUUGGCACCUCCAAGGAGCUGAGUGAUAAGAGCACCAAGAUGUCCUUCGCCGGGACGGUGGCGUGGAUGGCCCCUGAGGUGAUCCGAAACGAGCCGGUCUCCGAGAAGGUGGACAUCUGGUCCUUUGGGGUGGUGCUCUGGGAGAUGCUGACGGGAGAGGUGCCCUAUAAGGACGUGGACUCCUCUGCCAUAAUCUGGGGCGUGGGCAACAACAGCCUGCAGCUGCCCGUGCCCGAGAGCUGCCCCGACGGGUUCAAGAUCCUGCUGAAGCAGUGCUGGAACUGCAAACCACGGAACAGACCGUCGUUCCGGCAGAUCUUACUGCACCUGGACAUCGCCUCAGCGGACGUGCUGUCCACCCCGCAGGAAACGUACUUCAAAUCCCAGGCGGAGUGGCGUGAGGAGGUGAAGCAGCACUUUGAGAAGAUCAAAUCAGAGGGGACGUGUCUGCACAGGCUGGACGAGGAGCUGAUCGUACGCCGCAGAGAGGAGCUGAGGCACGCCCUGGACAUCCGUGAGCACUACGAGCGCAAGCUGGAGAGAGCCAACAACCUGUACAUGGAGCUGAACGCCGUCAUGCUGCAGCUGGAGCUGAAAGAGAAGGAGCUGCUCAGGAGGGAGCAGUCUCUGGAUAAGAAGUACCCAGGGCUUUUUAAGCACCACAGUUCCAGGCAGGGCGGGUCUUCCAACUCCAUGGAGAAACUCAUCAAGAAACGAAACGUCCCGCAGAAACUGCCCAGCAAGAGGCCCGACCUGCUGAAGUCGGAGGUGAUCCUGCCCAAGCUGGAGUCCUCCAUGACCCAGGUCACCAUCCCGUCCUGCCAGAACAAGGGCUCCACGUCCCCGGGCCGAUCCCGCAGGGGGAAGCCCCGCUACCGCAAGGCUGGCAAGGGCAGCAGCGGUGAUCUGGCGGGUCUGAAAGCCAGCCUCUCCUCCUCCUCCCCCCGGGAACCCUGCGCCCCCCCGGCCCCCGCCGGCCCCACGCCCCCGGCCGCGCCCAAACAGCACCUGGACCCCAGCGCGGCCCUGCGAGGCCUGCAGCACGACCUCCUGCUGAAGAAGCUGUCGUCCUCCAGCCCCGACCUCAUCUCCACCACGCUGGAGGCCGAGGGCCGGCGCAAGAGCGAGCUGGAGCGGGCCGGGGGGGGCAGCCUGAGCGCGUCGGCGGGGCUGGGCGGGGCCGGGGGCGCGGCCGAGCUGGAGGCGGGGGGCGGGGCCGAGGACCUGACGGAGACCCCGCCCCGCAGCGACACGCCCAGCGAGGACGCCGCCUCCAUCCCCUUCUCCAGCAGCCCGGACUCGCCCUGCGGGAGGGGCGGGGCCGCGGCCGGGAGGGGCCUGGGGUCCCCCCGCCUCCCCCAGGACGGAGACGAUAAGGACGACGGGCCGGGGGUCAGCUGCCGCUCGCCCCGGGGGCUGCCGGGGGCCGGGGGGGGCCAGCACCUCACCCCCGCCGCCAUCUUGUACCGGGCAGCCGUUACGCGCAAACAGAAGAGGGGCGUGUCCUCAGAGGAAGAGGAAGGGGAAGUGGACAGCGAGGUGGAGUUGCCACGGAGACGCCGGCCCGUCAGCAUGACGAAGUGCCAGUCGCUGUCGACCUUCAGCUCAGAGAACCUGUCGGUCUCGGACGGGGAGGAGGGCAACACGAGCGACCACUCCCACAGCGGCACGCCAGACGUCGUGAGCACCAACACCGACGAGCGGCUGGACGACAAGAGCGACGACCUGCUGUCCCAGGGCUCGGAGAUCCCGCCCGACGCCGCCGAGGCCGCCCAGGCCUCCGACGGCCUCUCAGAGAAGGAGGCGGCGCUCCGGCAGGUCAAAACGCAGCUCAACGCCGAGCAGAACACCUACGAGAACCCGCCUCUGUACGAUGACUCGGACUGUGACAGCGCAGAGCUGGACCAAUCAGGCAGCGCAGAGCUGGACCAAUCAGGCAGCGCAGAGCCCAGCCGGCCCCCGAGCACAGGAGCCUGGUGAGGACCCGGGGCCCCUUCAAAGCCGGACGGGCAUCUGUACAGACGGACGAGACACCCCCACCCCCUGCCUUGUAGAAACACCCAACCUCACCUCACCACACAACCCUCCUCCUCCCCCACCCUGUAAGACUGCAGCGGACUACACACCUGCGGUCCUUUUAUCCCCCCCAUUAUUCUAGCAUUCUUUUGACAUUUUUUGACUUUUUUUUGGUUGUCAUUUUGUAACAAAAAUGGUCUAUUUUUCAAAGACCGUCUGAUUGCAUGGUGAAACAGAUCACAUCGGAAAAUGGAGUCCAGGAUUUUUUCCUUGUGAUGGAAAGGUUAUCAGGUGAUAAAUGGACCAUAAACCAGGUGACACCGUUCGUCUUCAGAGCCAAGAGACACAACUAUAAUGGAAAGGACAAAAAAGCAGACAGCACUUAAUUUACAUUUGCUUUACCUCCUUUUCUUCCACCCGCCAGCAUUUCCUGGAAUCGCUGUGGGUCUGUGCAUCCGUUACUGUAGUGGCAUGCCACGUGCACUGAAUCUUAUUUUUGUAUGAACCACUAGAGGGCGAUGUUUUGGGAAGAGAAACAGGAAGCUUUUCACACUAUGUUCUGUGUGGGAAGCAGGCAGAUUGCACAGGUGGAAUUAAAUCAUGUUUACAUUUUUUUUUUGUUUUUGAAUUCUUUUUUUUAUUAUUUUUAAAUUAUUUUAAUGGUUUACAGUAUAUUUUUUAUAUCAGGGAUUAUGUUGUCAUUUUAAAUGUUCUGCAUUUUAAAUUAUUAUCAUCUAUGUAAAUAUAUUAUGUCUUUACACUGUACAAAGUGCAAAUUUUAAAGAGUUAUAAUAAUCUUGACACUGUACUAUACAUUGGUGCUGAUGUUUUCAACUGGAAGGAAGAAAUUGUAUGGCCAGUACACAAGGUGCUGCUUACGACAGGGAAUUAAUGAUUGGGAGGGGGUAGGAAACAAUGGCUUUGAACAAAGCAAUAUUUCAACCCCCUACCCAUCACCCAUCAAGUUGCAAGCUACAAUCCAAUACCAUCAGGGCAGCCGUGCUGCUAGCCCAAUGGGUAUAUUUAAUAGGUAUUGUAGUGUUAACAUAUGCUACUGAUGGUGUAGGUCAGACAAGUAUCCGUUUGAAAUUAAGCCAAUACUGCAUAGCAUUUCAACACCACAUGCAACAAUCUGUACAGAAAAUAAAAGCAUGUUUGUAAUAUAGUAUGUGUAACUCAGAUUGUAUUUUGAAGUCGAUUCCAAGCCACUUGGGGUCACACACUUAUCACCUGAGAACAAUGUUAAAAUAAAUUCCCCUUCAACACACAAACAAAUCUUUGACCUUCCAAUAAAACAAAAUGAGUGCUAGAUAUUGGUCUAGUGUCUCACUUGUUUCCGUUAAAUUGGGCAAUUAUACCAUUGAACAAAUCUCCAUUGUGUCUCUUGCAAUGAGAAAAUUCUACACGCACAGACUACCUUCCACAAAGACCUCAUCAGGUUCUAUUUUAUAAGCUAGAAAUGGCAGCUUCUGUGUUUGUUAGAAGUUUAUAGACUUGUUGGUGUUAAUUUUCAGAAAAGCUUAGAUUUGUACAUAAUAAAAAUACACUACAUUUUGUCCCAUUAAAAGAAGAAUUACUCAAAUGAAAUGUCUCAUGUCUUCAGUUUGAUGAAACUGAUGCAAUCUCCUAUCCACAGAAAUCCCAUUGCCAGUACAGCGACACAAUACUGCCCCCUGGUGACCAGAAUAAAGAGGCACUUGUAAGUUUCCAGUACUGGGAAUCAAAAUAGCCUCCUUUGAAAAAAGAUUUUAUACUGCCUUGCGUAUUGUAUCUGUGUACUAUAGCAAAUGUAUUUAAAAGACUAAAUAAGAAUACAUAUUAAAAUGCACUGUUAAAACAA